AUGGCACUAUACGAGGCUCUGUAUGGUCGUAAGUGCCGUACUUUUUUGUGUUGGACUGAGCUGGGUGAACAUCGAGUUUUGGGUUCUGAGACUGAGGAUAAGGUUCGACUGAUUCGGGAUCGUCUAAAGGCGGCUUUUGACAGAAAAAAGUCUUAUGCAGAUCUAAAAAGGUUCGGUCUUAAGGGCAAGUUGAGCCCUAAGUUUGUUGAGCCUUACCGAAUUCUGAAACAAGUGGGACCAGUCGCUUAUCAGUUGGAAUUACCUCUAAAGCUAGACCGUAUUCAUGAUGUAUUCCACGUCUCGAUGUUUAGGCGUUACUGUUCUGAUCCUACUCAUAUUGUCCCUGUUGAGGAAAUUGAGGUUAGGCCAUAUUUGACCUUUGAGGAGAAACCGGUUCAGAUUCUAGAUCACGAUAUAAAGGUUCUUCGGAAUAAGCCUAUCCCUUUAGUGAAUGUGCUGUGGCGGAAUCAUAGCAUUGCUGAGGCCACGUAG
Messenger RNA from Gossypium arboreum, 492 nucleotides. RefSeq lists its product as uncharacterized. Bases 1 to 492 code for a protein of 163 amino acids. The record is from RefSeq and is a predicted model, not a curated record. The transcript has 2 exons. Lineage: Eukaryota; Viridiplantae; Streptophyta; Magnoliopsida; Malvales; Malvaceae.